AACACUCCACUGUUCUAGAUUCUCUUUCUUUCUUUUUUUCCCUCAAGCAAAAAAAAAACUUUUUUUUUUUUUCUGGGUUUCUUUUAGUUUCCUAUCUAGGAAUCACCGUAGUGUGCUUUGUGAAAUUUCAAUUGAAUCGAUCGGUAUCAAGAUAUGGCGGAAAAUGAAGAAGUAGAUAAGAAGAUAAGAUCAACAGUUUCGAGCUGUGAGGCGUAUUUCGAUAAAGUUCAGUCGAGGAAGAAUCUUCCCAAAUCUCUUCAAGAAACCCUUAACUCUGCUUUCGCCGGAAUCCCUGUUUCCUCCUUCCCUCAAGUUCCCGGCGGCAGAGUGAUAGAGAUACCAGCGGAAACGCCUGUGUCAGAAGCAGUAAAGAUUUUAUCAGACAGCAAGAUUCUUUCAGCUCCUGUGAUCAACACAGAUCACGAGAGUUCUUUAGAUUGGAGAGAUAGAUAUCUAGGAAUCAUUGAUUACUCUUCAAUCAUCUUAUGGGUACUAGAGAGUGCUGAGCUUGCUGCAAUCGCCUUGUCUGCCACCUCUGCAACCGCUGCUGGUGUUGGUGCAGGAGCUGUUGGAGCUUUAGGUGUUGCAGCGCUCGGUGUCACUGGUCCCGUUGCUGCAGCGGGUCUUGCUGCGGCUGCGGUUGGAGCCGCAGUUGCUGGUGGUGUUGCAGCUGACCGUGGGAUGGGGAAAGAUGCUCCAACUGCUGCUGAUAAAUUGGGGAAAGAUUUUUAUGAAGUUAUUCUUCAAGAAGAGCCUUUCAAAUCAACCACUGUUAGAACGAUACUUAAGUCGUUUAGAUGGGCUCCUUUUCUUCCAGUGUCUACAGAGAGUUCAAUGUUGAGUGUUAUGUUGCUACUCUCUAAAUACCGGUUAAGAAAUGUGCCGGUUAUUAAAGCAGGAGAACCCGAUAUCAAGAACUACAUUACUCAAUCUGCAGUAGUUCAAGGUCUUGAAGGUUGCAAAGGCCGAGAUUGGUUUGAUCACAUUUCAGCUCUCCCCAUUGCUGAUCUUGGCCUUCCUUUCAUGUCUCCCAGUGAGGUUAUUAGCAUUGAGAGUGAAGAACUAAUUCUUGAAGCAUUCAAGCGGAUGAGAGACAACAACAUUGGUGGUCUCCCUGUAAUCGAAGGGCCGAACAAGAAGAUUGUUGGAAACAUAAGCAUGAGAGAUAUCAGAUAUUUGCUUCUACAACCUGAAGUCUUCUCCAAUUUCAGACACCUUACAGUGAAGAGUUUCGCGACAAAGAUUGCUACCGCGGGUGAGGAGUAUGGUUUAGCGAUUCCCGCGAUAACAUGUAGGCCUGAUUCGACUUUGGGGAGUGUUAUAAACAGUUUGGCUUCGAGGUCGGUGCAUCGGGUUUAUGUAGCGGCUGGAGAGGAGAAUGAGCUUUAUGGGGUUAUAACACUGAGGGAUGUGAUCUCUUGUUUCGUAUCAGAACCUCCAAACUACUUUGAGAACUGUCUAGGGUUCUCGGUUAAAGAAAUGCUUAACCGAUGAUCUCUUGUUUCUCAGCUUUACAUAUUUGUCUUUGUUUGUUUGUUCUUCCUUGGUUUAGAUUCUGAAGUUGUUGUCUUUAUAUCUAAUUUUUAACCACUUUUUAGUUUGAAAGUUCUGUCAUUUGUGAUUUACCUUUACAAAAUCCUAAUAAAAAAUUUGAGUGGA
This is a messenger RNA of Capsella rubella, 1659 nucleotides long. RefSeq names its product SNF1-related protein kinase regulatory subunit gamma-1-like. The record is from RefSeq and is a predicted model, not a curated record. Lineage: Eukaryota; Viridiplantae; Streptophyta; Magnoliopsida; Brassicales; Brassicaceae. The transcript is spliced from 5 exons. Bases 154 to 1494 code for a protein of 446 amino acids.